AUGGAAUCGGAGGCCCCCUCUUCCGCAGUUUCCCCGGCGCAGGAGAAGCCCCUGACCUCGUCGGGCUCUGCCAUUGCUGGCGCACUCGCCGCCUCCCUUGAGGAGACGGAGCCCGUGCCGUCGGCUUCAUCCCCGGUGUCCGAGCCAGACGAGUUUCUGAGCGACGAGGAAGAACCCGAGCCCGUCCCGGAGAACAAGCCUGCUGCUGCUAUCGAGGAAGAGAACUCAACGUCCGAUUCCAACCACGAGGACGCUCCGUCGCGCGUCGUCGUCGACAAAAAUCCAGACACCGCGCCUGAAUCAUCUCUUUCCAAGGACGAAGCCACAGUUGCCGAUGUCGACGCUGAUUGGAAAGCUUUGUCGACACGGGCUGUCGAGUCCGAAUCCCUUCUCUCUCAGCAAGGUUUAGUGAACGGAGGUGAUGGCGCCCUCGAUGAGGACGCGGACGACGGCGACGAGAAGAAAUCUAUUCAAGAGGUGGAAGGAGGUGCUAAGGCAGAUAGUCUGGAAGGGGUUCCAGAUGAAAACUCUAAAUUGAAGGUGAAUCGUGAUGGAUUGUCAAGUAACGUUAACGAAGGCAAAAACUUGCUCAAGGGGGACGAAGAUGGCAAAGAUGGUGGCCUUCAUGACAAUCUCGUGCUCGAUGGGGCUGCUGCUGUGGAGAGUGAACACGCUGACACAGGCGAUGGGGAUAAGGAAGGAACUGCCCCUGUUGCUGAAGCUGUUCAGGACUUGGAUGCAGAGAAAAUUCUGUCCAGAAUUGGGGUUACCACCUGGGGGGUGGAGGAGGAGCCUACUAUUUGUGAGGAGAGUAAGUCUACAGAGAAAGGAAGGAGUGUUGCUCAAGCGGAGGACUUGAAGCAUGAAGAAGACUCUGCAGUUACCGUGCAGGAAAAUGGAGAUGACCAUGAUGGUGAUUCUGAUGAUAAUUUUGAAAGAGUUACUCCUACCAUGGCUGAUGGCCAGGAAUUUCAAGUAGCUGACACACAGGAGAGUCCUGGGCAUGACUCCACCGAAACGAAAGAAAUUAUUGAGAAUGUUGAGAAAGAUGAAGCACCGCAGGUGGUAGAUGUCUCACUGGGCUCCAGGGAAUCUGAACAUUCAGAGCAGAAGCCUGGAAACUUUGACAGAGAUAAUGAUGUUGAUGAAAUCGUUCCCUUUCAGCCCAUUGCUGGGGGAGAUGCAACUGAGCAAACCUCGGCUGAACUGCAGCUGAAGCCCAAGGAUGCUGAGACGGUUUCUGCCAAUGAAUGGGAUGCUAGGUAUCCAGAAAAUGAGCAACCACUUGCAGCCAGUGAGGAACCUUUGAAAUCUAAUGUUUCUGGCAGUGAAAAAGCAUGUGUCUUUCAUAUUUCUGAUUCUUCGGAAGUUACUGCCCAUGCAGAAUAUGCAGGUUUGAUUAAUGGGGGAGAAGUAAAUGACAAAGAAGAAGAAGAAGAAGAAGAAGAAGAAGAAGAAGAGGAAGAGAAAGAUGAAGAAGAAGAAGAAGAAGAAGAAGGAAAAGAGGGCUUGCCCUUGGAUGGGCCUUCUAAGGUUUCUAUUCUGGGAAGCUCCGAAAUUGUCAGACGGAUAAUGAAAGAGCUGGAUGAAGGGUCUUCAGGUCCCAGUUCCGAUUUCAGGAGCUCUCAGGACUAUGGAAAUCAAAUGGACGGACAGAUUGUCUCUGAUUCUGAAGAAGAGGUGGACACUGAUGGAGAGGGAGAAGGAAAAGAAUUAUUUGAUUCUGCUGCAUUGACUGCUCUCUUGAAAGCUGCCUCUGGUGCUUCCUCCGAUGGUACUAUCACCAUCUCCGCUGAAGACGCGGCCAGGACGUUUUCUAUUGAGCGUCCUGCUGGCUUGGGGUCCUCAAUCCCAUCCCUAAAACCGGCACCUGCCCGCUCAAUCAGGGCAAACCUCUUUUCUCCUUCUGACCUUGCAGUACCCGGAGAACCAGAGAACGCCAUGGACGAGGAAGACAAGAAGUUGCAGGAGAAGGUCGACCAGAUAAGGGUCAAAUUCCUGCGCCUCGUCCACAGACUGGGCCAGUCUCCCGAUGACAGAGUGGCAUCGCAGGUGCUCUACCGUCUGGGUCUUGCAGAGGGGAUCAAGCGUGGCAGGCAGAUAGGUCGGGGAUUCAGCCUUGAGAAUGCAAAGAAGAAAGCUCUCCAGCUUGAAGAAGAUGGAAAUGAACCUCUGGAUUUCUCCUGCAACAUCCUCAUCAUUGGGAAAACCGGAGUAGGUAAGAGCGCGACCAUCAACUCAAUCUUCGGUGAAGAAAAAGUACCCACGAAUGCAUUUGAAUCUUCGACUACAUCCGUUAAAGAGAUUGUUGGCACCGUAGACGGCAUCAAGGUUUGUGUCACUGACACCCCUGGUCUCAGACCUUCUGUCAUGGACCAAACUGCAAAUAAGAGGAUCUUGGAAUCCAUCAAGAAGUACACCAAAAGAUGCCACCCUGAUAUUGUUCUUUAUGUCGACCGUCUUGACACACAGACCUGGGACUUCAAUGAUUUGCCGCUUCUGAAAUCUAUCACAGCGACCCUGGGCUCAUCCAUCUGGUUCAACGCCAUUGUUGCUCUGACCCAUGCUGCUUCUGCUCCUCCAGACGGGCCCAGUGGGACCCCCCUGAGUUAUGAGGUGUUCAUUGACCAGAGAUCCAGGAUUGUUCAGCAUGCGAUCAGGCAGGCUGCCGGUGACAUGAGAUUGAUGAAUCCCGUGGCACUAGUCGAGAAUCAUCCUUUGUGUAGGAGGAACAGGGAAGGGCAGAGGAUCCUUCCCAAUGGCCUGAGCUGGAGGCAGCAGAUGCUACUUCUGUGCUACUCUUCAAAGAUCUUGUCUGAAGCUAAUUCUCUUCUCAAGCUUCAAGAACCGUCCCCUGGGAAGCUGUUCGGCUUCCGUGUGCGGUCCCCCCCGCUGCCUUUCCUUCUGUCUUCACUCCUGCAGUCUCGGGCCCAUCCAAAGCUGGCAGCUGACAAUGGAGGCGACAACGGCGAUUCUGACAUUGAUCUGGGCGACUUGUCGGACUCCGACCAGGAGGAAGCAAAUGAGUACGAUCAGCUACCGCCAUUCAAGCCACUGAGGAAAGCCCAGCUCGCCAAGCUCACCAAUGAACAGCGCAAGGCGUAUUACGACGAAUACGACUAUCGUGUGAAGCUCCUCCAGAAGAAACAGUGGAAGGAGGAGAUCAGGAGGCUGAAGGAGCUGAAGAAGAUGGGAAAGAAAGGUGAAGAUGAAGCAUUCGGAGACAUGGCCGACGACUACGACCAGGACGGAGCUCCGGCCGCUGUGCCCGUCCCACUGCCAGACAUGGUCCUGCCGCCCUCCUUUGAUUCUGACAAUCCGGCUUACCGUUUCCGCUUCCUCGAGCCGACAUCUCAGCUGCUCGCGCGCCCUGUCUUGGACACGCAUGGUUGGGACCAUGACUGUGGAUAUGACGGAGUCAGCCUUGAAGAGAGCCUCGCGAUCGCCAGCUGCUACCCAGCAGCUUUUUCCCUCCAGAUAACAAAGGACAAGAAGGAAUUCAACGUCCACUUGGACUCCUCGGUCUCUGCCAAACACGGGGAGACUGGGUCAACGCUGGCGGGAUUUGACAUUCAGUCUGUUGGUAAGCAGCUCGCCUACAUCCUCAGGAGUGAGACCAAGUACAGGACCUUCAAGAAGAACAAGACUGCUGCUGGAGUAUCGUUGACUUUCCUGGGGGAGAAUGUGGCCACCGGAUUGAAGAUCGAGGACCAGCUCCUGGUGGGGAAGCGUCUUGGCCUUGUUGGUACCUCUGGUGCUGUCCGUGCGCAGGGUGAUGUGGCGUACGGUGCCAACCUGGAGGUCCGCCUCCGGGACAAGGACUUCCCCAUAAGCCAGGAUGUGUCCACGCUGGGGCUGUCUCUGAUGAGGUGGCGUGGUGACCUGGCGCUGGGUGCCAACUUGCAGUCACAGGUGUCUGUCGGCCGCGGUUCCAAGGUGGCAGUCCGAGUCGGCCUGAAUAAUAAGCUCAGCGGGCAGAUCACCGUCAGGACGAGCACCUCCGAUCAACUUCAGAUCGCCCUCUUGGGCCUUGUCCCGAUUGCCACCUCCGUCUACAGGAGUUUCUGGUCUGUGGAGUCCUACUGA
This is a messenger RNA of Spirodela intermedia, 4086 nucleotides long. The record is from the annotation of a GenBank genome assembly. NCBI's taxonomy places the organism in Eukaryota, Viridiplantae, Streptophyta, Magnoliopsida, Alismatales, Araceae.